AUGUUCAAGUCUACCGCGCAAACCCCAUUUGCUUUCAACCCGAUAUCGACAUCCGCAUCCACAACACCACUUUCUUCAGCAUCACAACCUACGAAUCCGUUUUCAAUGCCCAUGUCAAAUGCACCCAGUUUUGGUGCUUCAUCGCUUUCUACGCCCUUUGCAUCUUCCUCGUUUUCAAAUUUCAACACCACACAGGCUGCAACACCAGCCAUGCCAUCGACUCAAUUUACAGCAUCAUCUGCCAUGCAAACUCCAUUUACAGCAUCAUCUGCCAUGCAAACUCCAUUUUCAACGCCAGCAAACACCACGCCCCAAUUUCCGGCUCCAGGCACGGCCAAUUCGUUUUUUACACCAUCUUCAUCCGUUUUUUGCACACCCGGAACUCUUCCUACCCAAGGAACCUUUACCACUCCAUCUUCCAUUCAAGCGCCUAACUCUUCGUUGAAACCACCUCUCUCGGAAGCGGUGAUAAAAGAGACGGCACAUAAGGCAGCCAUGCCGGUUCCAUCGAUUGCAAGGGAAAAUAAUGAUCUGGAAACCCAAAUAGGCCAAAUUGAAAAGCUACUUCUUCAAGUCAAAAUCCAGCUCGUUAAAUCAUCGGAAACCUUUGAGGACAUGAGAGAAAAGGGGAAUUCGCUGUUUUCCGAUCUGGAACUAGCCCUGUUUUCUCUUGAAAAGUUUAAAAACCCAUCGAUGAGAAGCACAUUGUAUGUGCUUGACAAGCCAAUAGAGCGGUAUUUUAAAAAGCGGAUCUCUGCCUUUGGACAUACCCUUGGCCUUUUAAAAACCCGAAUUGAAGCCAAUGAUCCAAAACCCCUUGCCGAUGAACACAUUGGCAUCCUAAUAUCCAACCCCGAUCUUCUCGCGUGCAAGCUGAAGGAAUUUUUAAAGUCCAUCGUCCAAAUGGCAUCUGAAAUUUCAGCCUUGGAAGAAAAGCUAAAUGCAAGAGUUCAAACAAAGCAAAAGGCCUAA
Messenger RNA from Mitosporidium daphniae, 972 nucleotides. RefSeq lists its product as uncharacterized. The coding region runs from base 1 to 972 and encodes 323 amino acids. The transcript has 3 exons. NCBI's taxonomy places the organism in Eukaryota, Fungi, Microsporidia. The record is from RefSeq and is a predicted model, not a curated record.